Molecule: messenger RNA, 4701 nt
Organism: Amphiprion ocellaris (clown anemonefish)
Lineage: Eukaryota; Metazoa; Chordata; Actinopteri; Pomacentridae
Product: F-box/LRR-repeat protein 3-like
Exons: 6
Coding region: 293-1597 (434 amino acids)
Biological process (GO): SCF-dependent proteasomal ubiquitin-dependent protein catabolic process; positive regulation of protein ubiquitination
Cellular component (GO): SCF ubiquitin ligase complex
Molecular function (GO): protein binding
Source: RefSeq, a predicted model, not a curated record
CCCACUGGCUCGGCACAACAACACAAACGCCAUCUUUAGCUGACAAGCAAAGUACCCGAAGCAGAGUUGUGGAGACAAACUAGGUCAGGCGCUCGGAAAAGCAGACACACUUUCGAAAACCUCGCUUCGUCAGCUUCCAGUCUGCGUUUGCUAACCUCCCGACACACCGUGCUGUCGUAUGGUCCAAUGUGUUUGAUCGGUCGGCUAGUUCGAACGCAGUUUUCUUGUGUCGGUCCCGGUUGACGUUGAUUGAUCGCCUUUCAAUAAAUAGCCGACGGAGGUGAAAGCCAGGAUGAAACGAGGUCUCCAAGGGAAUGAGCAGGAGGAUGGAGGUGGCACCAGCGGCGGGUGUCAGAAGACUCUUAAACGGUCCCGCAAGCAGAGGAGGGAGAACGAUUUGGAAGAGGAGGGAGCCCGUUGGGAGUGUCUGCCACAGGAAAUCCUGCUCCACAUCUUCCAGUACCUGCCUCUACUGGAUAGGGCUUAUGCUUCUCAGGUGUGUCGGGGCUGGAACCAAGCUUUUCACAUGCCAGAGCUGUGGCGGUGCUUUGAAUUUGAGUUGAACCAGCCAGCCAGCUCGUACCUGAAGGCCACACACCCAGACCUAAUCAAACAGAUAAUCAAAAGGCAUUCCAACCACUUACAGUAUGUCAGCUUCAAGGUGGACAGCAGCAGAGAGUCCGCAGAAGCAGCGUGUGACAUCCUCUCUCAGCUCGUGAAUUGUUCUUUGAAGACUCUUGGACUGAUCUCCACCGCCAGGCCGAGCUUCAUGGAGCUGCCCAAGUCUCACUUCAUCUCAGCACUGACGGUGGUCUUUGUCAACUCGAAAUCUCUGUCCUCCCUGAAGAUUGAUGACACCCCAGUAGAUGACCCCUCUCUCAAGGUCCUUGUGGCCAAUAACAGCGACACGCUCAAACUGCUGAAAAUGAGCAGUUGCCCUCAUGUUUCACCUGCAGGCAUCCUGUGUGUGGCCGAUCAGUGCCAUGGCCUGAGAGAACUGGCUCUAAACUAUCAUCUGCUGAGCGAUGAACUUCUCAUCGCCCUCUCCUCAGAGAAGCACGUCCACCUCGACCACCUCCGCAUCGACGUGGUCAGUGAAAAUCCCGGCCAACAGUUCCACACCAUCAAGAAGAGCAGCUGGGACGCCAUGGUGCGCCACUCUCCUAAAUUCAAUCUGGUCAUGUACUUCUUCCUCUACGAGGACGAGUUCGGCCCUUUCUUCCGCGAUGAAAUCCCCGUCACGCAUUUGUACUUCGGCCGCUCCGUCAGUAAAGAUGUGCUCGGCCGCGUUGGACUCACCUGCCCACGUCUGGUGGAGCUGGUGGUGUGCGCCAACGGGCUGCGACCGCUGGAUGAAGAGCUCAUCCGCAUCGCCCAGCGCUGCACGCAGCUGUCAGCCAUCGGCUUGGGCGAGUGCGAAGUGUCCUGCAGCGCCUUCGUGGAGUUUGUGAAGAUGUGUGGUGACAGACUGACACAGCUAUCCAUCAUGGAGGAAGUACUGGUUCCAGAUCACCGUUACGGGCUGGAUGAUAUCCACUGGGAGGUGUCAAAGCAUCUGGGCCGCGUCUGGUUCCCGGACAUGAUGCCUACGUGGUAAAGCUCAGGGAGAAAGUGUAGGUUUGUCGGAGUUUAUCUUCAUAUUUCUCGUCUUUUGACAAAGGCCUCUUUCCAGGCACAGUUUGAGCUCCCUGAAUACAUGAAGAAAUUACAUCUAUCUGAAUUUUGAUCUGAUAAAACAUAAUUUUUGUUUUCAAAAACAUUGAUUUCAACUCUGUUCUGUGUAUAUAUUUUUAUAUUUAAAUGUAUAUUUAUAUAUCAUUAGAUUCAUCUUAUUUUCACUCAUACCAUCUAGCACUUUCUUUUCUUGACCCCUUUCAAGGGCUGUAAAACCCUGCAGGUCGUUUAUGUGUAGUGUUUUAGGAGUAUUCAGGGGUGAUACUUUUUCAUGGGAAUAAACAGAAUUGUAGGAUGAUUACUGGGCAUGAGUUGGAAGUUUGGGAAGUUACUUCACGUACACAGGUUGUAUGUACCAUGUCUAAAUCUGUCACGAUACAGAUCAAUAUACAUUUUGCCUUGUCAUAAGAAGGCAUAUGUACAAUUAUUCUAAUAGAAAUAAUGAGUUUAAUUCAACUGAAAUGACUUCAUAUACAGACAUAUUAAACAGAUUGUCAUUACAACUCUGAAUGCACAGUGUCUUAGAAGUCCAUCAGUGUUGAAAUUUAUAAAAACAGACUUUGAUAGAAAAAUGUACAGUACAGACAUUAAAUGGAGAUGAUCACCAUUAUAAGCUAAUAUAUUUGUUUAUAUUCAGUUAAAAUCACCAAAAUUUAAAUUCUAAUGAAAAGUUUCUGAUGUUCUUCUGAUACUUAUAACAAGAGUAAUAAUGAAUUAUGAUUGUACAAGAAUAAGAAAUAUGUCAUUGUAAAGGGAUGGUCUAUAUGUGGAGCUUGUUAUAGACUGGAUCAUGUGACUAUGGUUAGGUAGGCAGUACAGGUAGCACAUACAGAUUCCAUGUUGAACACAUGUAUUUUCGUUUGGUUUUGAUGUCUGUGUGUCUUCUGCUCCCAGCAUCUAUCAUUGGGUCACUGCCUAAGGUCUUGAAUGCGUUUUUGAGUCACUGCAUCUCAUGUCAAACUGUCUCUUUCUCUGUCCUCGGACAAGGAUGGGGUUUUUCCUGCGUGGAGGAAUUUUGGCGUCCCCCAAAGAGGUUUUUAACAACGCCAAAAUGUUAAGAAAUGUGUAUAAUGUAUAUUAAAAAUAUGAUAACGUUUAGUCAGUUUUGUUAAUUGGGGUUUCAGUUACCAAAGCAUAAUAGACAUUUUUGUUUAUUAAAUGGGCAGAAAUAACAGGAAAAUGCCAAAGUUUCUGUCCACUAAAGCAACAGACACACUGCUAGAGCGAUCAUGCUUACUGUUGUGCAUGGUCACCCUUCAGCAGCUCAAUCUGAGCCAGGAAAAACCCUGAAGGAUGAAGGCCAUUCCAUUCCAUCUUAGCUUUUGUGAAGGCAGUGCUCUCAAGUGACUUUUGCCAUGACAAUCUCAGUCAGUGAGUGUGUGUGUUUGUGUGUGUGUGUGUGUGUGUGUGUGUGUGUGUAUAUAUAUAUAUAUAUAUAUGUAUAUAUAUAUAUAUAUAUAUAUAUAUAUAUAUGCGUGUGUACAUAUGCAUACAUACAUACAUACAAGUGAUGUUUUAACAUAUUGUUAUGUGUUUUGGCAUUGCCUGUCCCAUAUUUUUUGUAAAUAUCACAGUAUCACAGUAAAAAUUAUUGGGAGGGACAAAUCCUAAUUGCGGACAUUAUAUAUUGAUACAUUUAAUGAAACCUUGUUGAUGCACUUUUACUUUAAUGAAGGUCCCAAGUUUAGCCAGUUGAGCUUCUGUGUCAUUAGGGCGUGAAAUGAACACAUUUUACAGCCAAAUGCAGUGGUCUGUAAGUCAGCCAAUGAUAUGAGUCGCCCUUGUUAGUUCAACAGCUUUUUUGGGAUUAUUUUCUAUUUUUACAAAAAUUUUAGAGUCUUAAGAACUUAGAGGUGGGGUUGUUUAAUUAUUGCCAGAUGACAAAAAAAAUCCAUCUGGGAAACUAUACCUGCUUGACAGCACAAUCAUGUUGAUAUUCUAUAUGAAAUUAUUUAACCAAGAAAUAUUUAUUCUGGCUGAGAUUUAGAAAAUUAGAUUUAUAGUUAAAUGGUGUCAGCGGUACAGAGAAAAUACCCAUAUUUUAAAUUUACAUGUUCUGUCUUUAAGAAAAACGUUUAUGUGAUUUUCAGCUCAAUUUAUAUAAUUAGGAUUUACAUUCUGGGACAAGGCUGCACAGUUCUGAACAAUAUGUUUCUCAUGCUGUCAUACAGAAACUUACAAAAAUGGGAAUUUAUACCAAUUAAACAUAUGGUGGUUUGAGAUCAUAUUUGUUGCUUAAAAAGAUGAAAUGCAACAUUAUUUCUAUUGUGCAUUUGGAUGUCAUAGCUCUUAAUGUAACAGCUAAAAAUAUGACACUCGUAAUCUUAAUGAGGUGAUUGUGCAGCCCUGCAGACAGGACAGUUUGGCAGCUGAAUGUGGAUGGAACCGAAUGUUUGCCUGAAUGUGUUGAAAUAUUUAUGUUUCACCUGUUGUUUCGUUGCAUCGGAGUGAUAUAAUAGUAACUGAAAGAUGUCUUAAGGUGGACUUUGCCUGUGGAUUUGCUGAAAGAAAACACAUUUGGGAUGUGCAAGGAGACCUGUUAAUUAUUGUGUUCUGUUAAAAAUCAGCAGCUAGUGUACAGGCUGGAUAUUCGUUCUGUUUUGUGCGUUCUGUUUGCAAAUGUUUAUUGAAAAGAAUCACUACUUUUAAUAUUCUGCCCUGUAAAAGGGGCAUAUCAUGUCUUAAUUUUUCUGUUUCUAGAUGUCAGCCAGACCUGGAGGUGGACUAUAAUUUACUGACAUACAGUACAUUUUACUAUGUAUAUAUAAAACAUGCCAUCUGCUGAUUCUUAUUAACUGCGUUUGUAUUCAGUGCUUCAACAUGAUUAUUGUAGUAUCUGAGAUAGGCCGAGUGAUGGCUGCAGUUUCCUUAUAGAGUACAGUGACGGUGUAUUGUUUUUAUUCUAGCUAAGUAAAGCUGCAUUGUACUGAAGUUUUAUUUGAAGGUGACUCCUUGUACUUUUCCCAAAGACAUGUAAUAUUUGAGUAAAGCUCAUAACCACAUUAAAAAUGCCUGUUUGAAAAUGUA